Molecule: messenger RNA, 387 nt
Organism: Clonostachys rhizophaga
Lineage: Eukaryota; Fungi; Ascomycota; Sordariomycetes; Hypocreales; Bionectriaceae
Source: the annotation of a GenBank genome assembly
AUGUUCUUCAGCCGGGUCUUUAUUGCUGCGUCGGCAGCCGUUGCUGUCUCCGCACAAAUUGGUUCUAUCGAAUACUUUGUUUACGCCCCAGCCAAGAGUGACGUUGGCGUGUUGGACCGUCAAAAGGCUGCCCAGGCAGCCCACCUUGCGCAUGCUGAUGGAGUGUAUGCGGAAGGAAACCUCGACUCUGGUGGCCCUAUUCUCACUGCAAGCUCGGUGGCAGGUAACCUAACGUUCGCGGGUUCUGCGUUUCUCCUCAAGGUAGAAAACCUAGAGGCAGCUAAGAAAGUGGUAACCGACGACGCGUACUAUACCGGCGACGUGUGGGAUCCCGAGAAGAUUGUAGUGCUGCCAUACAUUCCCUACUAUCGGGCUUCGUCUGCCUAG